AAACGUGCAGGAAAUUUGCAAGGUCGAGAGAAUUCGCUCACGAUCUUCCUGGAGUUCGUGCAGGAAUUCGCCCUUUUCCCGUAAUUUUCAUGAUAUCCAAAGCCAAAACUUCGCAUUCUCUCGAGUCAUUCUUUCGUGACAUUUUCAAACCAGAUUCGAAUGUCCCUCACAGGGCUCUGCGAUGGAAAAAGUACCUGGUCGUCCCGACCAUCAUUGCUUUCAUGUACCUCGUCUACGCCUUCAAUCAAGAGGAGCGCAUCCUCAUACCAAGCUAUUGGGUGCACCCGAAGAACCUAGCCGAAACAGGGAAGGACGACCGACCGGUUGUGGCCACAGCUGCAUGUGGAGUGCAGGCCACGGAGGAAGUCCUCCUCUCCCUGCGAUCCCUCAUCCUCCUCUCUCACGUCCCCUUCCGAUUCGUCGUCGUCGCCGACGAGCCCACGACCAAGUUAUUCCAGCAGGUGCAGAGAACGCUUCCUUCGCACGUGCAACUCGAGAUCGUGGGGAUAUACAAACGCAUUCCGUGGAAGUAUCGUCCCUGGCAUAAUGCAUUCCACGAACCCUGCCACUGGCAGAGGCUUUUCUUGCCCUACAUUCUCCCCCACGACCGUUUUGUUGUGUAUGUCGAUGCGGACGUGCUGUUCUUCGUCGGCGUCGAAGACGUUUGGCAGGCUUUCAGUCGGCUGGGACCCAACCAUUUAUUCGGCUUCACCAUGGAGCACGAGGAGAACUCCACAUCGUCCAUCUACGAGAGCGGGUUCCACAGCGGGGUCCCGUAUUACGGAAAGUCCGGUCUCCAAGGCGGAGUCUUCUCGAUGGACCUUGCGAAGCUGCGGCCCAUGGGAUGGGAAGACGAGGUCCAGAAGAUCCUGGAAGAGCACGGGCGCCUCGGCUGGAUGGACCAGGACGUCCUCAACAUCUUCGGCCAUCACCACCCGGACACCAUCAAAGUUCUCCCUUGCCGAUGGAAUUUCAGGCAGGUACAUUGCAUCUACGAGGACAACAGGUGCCUCCCGGCCCAGGAGGAGGGAAUCGCCCUGCUCCACGGCUCCGGCAACGCCUUCCACAACUGGCGGUACCCGGGGAUCCGAACGGCCGCGGAUGUCUUCCGGGAAUGGGACUUCCGGGCGGACCCUUCCGGCCUCGCGGACGAGAUGGAGCGAAGAAUCGCGAUGCUGGAUGGCAACGCCAGCUGUGAUCCCUUGCGGCUUCGAUUCUUCAGCAAAGCCAUCAGGAACCAGAUGCCCCAGGCGUUCGUCGCAUCGGGAGAUUAGUGCUUCGCGUCCACGCGACUUACGUCAAGUGUCCACCGUGAAGACUUCCGUGUUUCAAAGACUUCCAUGUUUCAAAGACUUCCGUUUUUCAAAGACUUU
Darwinula stevensoni is the source of this 1373-nucleotide messenger RNA. NCBI's taxonomy places the organism in Eukaryota, Metazoa, Arthropoda, Ostracoda, Podocopida, Darwinulidae. The record is from the annotation of a GenBank genome assembly.